GAUAUUUGCCGACGGGUAACCGGAACAGCCAGGUUCCACCAAGCAGAAAAUGAAGUAUGGCCGAAAAAGAUCACAGGUCCAACUUACCAAAUAAGGAAUGAUGUCGACCCAGACUACCACCACCUUCUGCGGUAACGAUAAUGGGGUAGGUCUGGAGGAGGCUCUCUACGGGUUCCUGUCUCCUCCCCGAUAUGAUCAAACCAUUGAAUGGAGCUUGGAGGAGAACAAAAUCUUCGAGGAAGCUAUGGGGGAAUUUGAAAUCUCUAACCCUAAUUUUAUUGAGAAUGUUGCAGCUAGGGUUCCAUGGAGGACUUUGGAGGAUGUGAAGGAGCAUUUCCAGGCUCUUGUCUAUGACUUGGAGCUCAUCAAUUCCGGCCGGAUUCCGCUGCCGCGGUACAAGGACGACGUUGUUAGCGGCGAGGAGGAGGAGGAGGAGAAAGAUGCAGAUGCUGAUAAUGGUGGUGCUAAAGAGGACAUUAAUCAGGUAGCCAAUAAUGAACAGAUUGAUCAUCUUCCCCAGGCAGGAUGUGAUUCUGUUGCAGUUGCCACCGCCGCCGCCGCCGCCGCCGCCGCUGAACAGACAAAUAAUGGACAGCCGCAGCUGCAGCAGAGGCGGAGGGCAGUUCCCUGGACUGAAGAGGAGCAUCAGCUGUUUCUGAUGGGGCUGAACAAGUACGGGAAGGGCGACUGGCGGAGCAUCUCGAGGUUCUACGUCAUCUCCAAGACCCCGACGCAGGUGGCCAGCCAUGCCCAGAAGUACUUCCGCCGCCAGACCUGCUGCACCACUCCGGUGGAGCGCCGCCGCCCCAGCAUUCACGACAUCAAUACUGUCAACCCUAUUCCGAAGCCGAUGCCGAUCCCGAUGCCGGACAAUAAUAUUAGUAUUAAUCAAAGGAUGAACAUGAUGAGGUCUCCCGAAGCUCUGCUGGCCGGCAACAAUCUGCAGGUUGUGGACGUCCCCCCUGCAAUCCCAAUCCCAAUCUCAAACCCUAAUUUCCAUGGACUGCUCAACCCUACCUGCAGAUUCCAUGACCUAAACUGCAGGCGCCCUAUGUUCGUCCCCAUCGGAGUUGACCGUGCUUUCAUGAAUCAGCAGAAUAAUAAUAAUAAUAAUAAUAAUACUGCUGCUAAUUCCUCCUACCUGUUUCCAUCAUUCGCGAGCUACCAGCAGCAGCCAUGGGGCUGAAUAGCCAGUGGCGCCUGAGGAGAACGAUCGACCGGAUCUGAUGAUUCAAUAAAUUAAUAUAAAUAAAUAGAAACUUGGUCCAGAAGUACUGUGUCUCUGUGUCUGUCGUCUGUGCGUCAUAAGGGUUUAGUCUGUCUGUCUUUCUUGUCUUGUCUUGUCUUGCUUAAUAAAG
This is a messenger RNA of Andrographis paniculata, 1358 nucleotides long. RefSeq names its product transcription factor SRM1-like. Lineage: Eukaryota; Viridiplantae; Streptophyta; Magnoliopsida; Lamiales; Acanthaceae. The record is from RefSeq and is a predicted model, not a curated record. The transcript is spliced from 4 exons. Gene Ontology annotation, molecular function: DNA binding. The coding region runs from base 98 to 1186 and encodes 362 amino acids.